AUGAUUGAUCUUGCAGAGUGGAUAAAGAAUUACCUAGACUUUGUAUUUCUCCUUAGUCUUGCCUGCUAUCGUAAGAAUCCUAAAGAACAGCGUAAGGAGAAUUGCCAAGUCGAGCUGUUAGAAGGUGCAAAAUCAAUGGGUGCACGAGCUACUACAAUUGCUUCAGCGGGAGCUGAUAUCGGUAUUGGAAAUGUCCUUAGUUCAUCGAUUCAUUCCAUGGUGUGAAAUCCAUCAUUGGCAAAAUAAUUAUUUAGUUAUGCCAUUUUGGUCUUUUCUCUAACCAAAGCUAUUGCAUCAUUUGCCCCAAUGAUGGACUUUUUGAUCUCAUUCGUAUUCCAAGUCCUUUAG
Molecule: messenger RNA, 348 nt
Organism: Capsicum annuum
Lineage: Eukaryota; Viridiplantae; Streptophyta; Magnoliopsida; Solanales; Solanaceae
Product: ATP synthase subunit 9, mitochondrial
Exons: 2
Biological process (GO): proton motive force-driven ATP synthesis
Molecular function (GO): proton transmembrane transporter activity
Source: RefSeq, a predicted model, not a curated record